AUGGACUGUGUGUGUAACCCAAAGUUAACUUCUCUCUUUGAAGAGGAUGGCUCUAUCCACUGGGAGAGAUCCUGGAAGCCAAAGCAGAAGUCUGAUUUUCCACUCUUCGUGCGUGCUGCCGCUGCUGAAAUAGAGUUGACUUCCUACGUGCUCCUUGCUUUAGUGACCAAAGAACCGUCCCCCUCUGAGGAAGAAUUAACGUUAGCAGCAGCCAUUGUCAAAUGGUUGACCAAACAACAGAAUUCCCGUGGAGGAUUCGCCUCUACACAGGAUACGGUGGUGGCUCUCCAGGCUCUGUCCCAAUACAAGACAUUUAAUUAUUCCAAGGAUGGCAUCGAUACCAGAGCAAUCUUGAGUUCAGAAUAUGGUCUCCUGAGAGAAUUCCAUGUAGACAGGAACAACUCUCUGCUGCUCCAGUGUGAAGAUCUGCUCCAAGGGCCAGGGAACUACACAGCUGAGGUGACCGGUUGCAUCUUUAUGCAGGCUGUCUUGACAUACAAUGUCCCUUUGGAGCAAGAAGAGGCACCAUUUAGGCUGGAGGUGCACACCAUUCCUGAGACUUGCAUAGGAAACAACGUACACAUCACUUUUGACAUUGCCAUGAAUGUCAGGUAA
This is a messenger RNA of Thamnophis sirtalis, 615 nucleotides long. The record is from RefSeq and is a predicted model, not a curated record. Lineage: Eukaryota; Metazoa; Chordata; Lepidosauria; Squamata; Natricidae.